This is a messenger RNA of Phalaenopsis equestris, 2013 nucleotides long. RefSeq names its product probable serine/threonine-protein kinase PBL19. Lineage: Eukaryota; Viridiplantae; Streptophyta; Magnoliopsida; Asparagales; Orchidaceae. Gene Ontology annotation, biological process: protein phosphorylation. Bases 169 to 1566 code for a protein of 465 amino acids. The transcript has 5 exons. Gene Ontology annotation, molecular function: protein kinase activity; ATP binding. The record is from RefSeq and is a predicted model, not a curated record.
UAAACCGAGCCGACUUUUCCGGCCAUUGGAGCUCCUCGCUCUCCUUCCCUUCACACCUAUGCUUCUCCCACGCCUCUUUUAUAAUUCUCCGCAGCUUAGGUGUUCAUUGGUUGGUCAGAAUCCCAGCUGCCCCCUUACAAUCCUCUCUUGACUUUCAUCAUCCCAUAAAUGCGAACCUCGCUGUCCAUGAUUUUCUUAACCGUCGAGGAAUCCCUCUCAAGAGGAUCGAACCUUCUUCAUCUUCUCCCAAUCAAUCUGACUUUAAAGAAUUUUGAGAUUAGAUUUCAAACUGGAAGUAUGAAGUGUUUUCAAUUCUCAAACGGGGAGGGCAAGCAAACUCCCCCAGUGAGGAAGUCUACAUCAGGUCUUUCCACCAGCACUGCAUCGACUGAUCAUGAUACGAAGAAAUCAGGAUCCGAAUCAAACUCCAUGAAUGUUUCGAGUUUGAGUGCUGAAUCGGUCGGAAGAACUCCUUUUCCAAGUUUGUCUCAAAAGCCAAAUAAUCUGAGGAAAUUUUCCUUUGAAGAGCUAAAAGCAGCUACAAGGAAUUUUAGUCGCUCGUUGAUGCUCGGAGAAGGCGGAUUUGGAUGUGUAUAUAGGGGUGUAGUCAAGGGACAUGAGGAUCCACAUAUGACCAUUGAAAUUGCGGUUAAACAAUUAAGCCGCAAGGGCUUGCAGGGACAUAAGGAAUGGUUGACUGAGGUAAAUGUUUUAGGAGUGGUUGAGCAUCCAAAUCUUGUCAGAUUAUUGGGCUAUUGUGCUGAAGAUGAUGAAAGAGGAAUACAGAGACUGCUUGUUUAUGAAUAUAUGCCAAAUAGAAGUGUUGAAUAUCAUUUAUCACUAAGAAUAUCUGCUCCUCUAACAUGGUCCAUGAGGUUGAAAAUAGCUCUUGACGCAGCUCGUGGAUUGACAUACUUGCAUGAAGGGAUGGACUUUCAGAUUAUUUUUCGAGAUUUCAAGACAUCCAACAUUUUAUUGGAUGACCGUUGGACUGCAAAAUUAUCAGACUUUGGCUUGGCCAGACAAGGACCCACAGAAGGAUUGAGUCAUGUUUCAACUGUGGUUGUGGGUACAAUCGGCUACGCUGCUCCCGAGUAUAUUCAAACCGGUCGUCUCACGACGAAGAGCGAUAUCUGGAGCUACGGUGUCGUUCUCUAUGAACUGAUAACCGGCCGCCGGCCGAUGGAUCGAAAUCGGCCCAAGGGUGAGCAAAAACUCAUUGAAUGGGUAAAGCCGUACAUGGCUGAUGCAAAGAAGUUCCACUUGAUUGCCGACCCAAGGAUGGGAGCGAACUUCUCAACAAAGUCUGCCAUGAAGCUCGCCGCAGUGGCCAAUAAGUGCCUCAUCCGACAGCCAAAGUUGAGACCGAAGAUGAGCGAGGUGCUCCAAAUGGUGCAGAGUAUUGUUGAUGAUGAUGAGAUUGAAGCUCCGCAAACCCCUCUGAUUGCGCCGAAUGAGAAGGCAAAAGAGCGGAGCAAGAGGAGAGGAGCCGACUCGAAAAUCAGGAUUGGUGACUUGAAAAUGUUAUGGCGGGAAUGGGCGCCUAAGCUAGUUAGAGCACAUUGAUGUCAUCAUACCUAAGAACAUCUCUGACAACAUGAGAGAGUUGUUCUUAAUUCUACUGGAAGAUUUACAUACAUAUCACUUAAUUCCUAUGUAUUUGCAUCUCUAACACCUAAAGUUUAGUUUUUUUUUACUUCUAUGUCAUCUUACAUAUUCAUGAAAAAGUUGUAUCUCACUUUCUAAAAUGUUGAAAAGGUAGUGUUUUUGAUGUGAUAUGAAAUGUUUGGAUGGCAUAAAUGUAUAAAAAGUAAAGUUUAGGUCUUAAAUAUGUAAAUGCGUAAGAAUUGGGUGGUAUGUAUGUAAUAUGUAAAAUGUAAAUGCCCCUUUUCCUCUAGUUUAGAUCCAGGUGGAUGUAGUAUUUUAUCCUGCAGUUUAAUGAAUUGGGAGCCUGUAAAUGGAAAGGGUCUUUUUGAAAUAAAACAAGUAAAAUGGGGAAGAUCUACAUAUUUA